AUGAAUCCCAACCCCCAGAAUUCACUUCCCUCGAUCGAAACCGAGCGCUCACGCCGAGAAGCGAGAAAUGUACGCCACAACACCGUAUCGACAAUUUCAUCCAAGUCAAACCCAUUCGCGUCUUCCGAACUUGGCGACGAGAUCCAGCUUGAGGACUUCUCAUAUAUCAAAGCCCACAUACCUCGUGGCCGAAGCCCAGACCUCCCGAAGCUCGUCUCAGAGCAUCCUUCUCGACCCAUCAAUGGCGCAGGAAACCCGGCAACUGGUCACAAGCGCAGCGCAUCCCUUGAUGAAGACAAACCCGUUUCCGAAUGGGAAACUGUAGUCCCAGACGAAGAGUUUGAAAACAGUCCCCCAGUCCCACCUCAACAACUCAGGCGAAGGAAGAAUUUUGAACUCGUCUUCCACGCUCAGGAAAUCUUCGAUUCUAGAUCCAACCAGCAAAAUGGAUUAGCUAAACAAGAAAGGCACACAAUCCUUGCGCCCCCGCGUGCGCUUCCAAAGCCACCUGCCAAGCGGCCGCCAAGAUUUGUUCCUCGCCUACACUCCUUUCAUUCCACGUCCAGUCUUUACAGCGACCUUGACGAGACCGACAAGGCUCCAGAAGGGAAUACGAAAACCGUCCUCGAGGUUGGAGGCCAGAAGAGGCAGCCCCCUCAGCGUCUUCUUGCUCGCCAUCGCCCAGAAAUCCUGAGAUCACUUUCCAAAACGUCAACCAGUACCAAUGGUGACCCAUUUCAGUACGAUGGGGAUCUUUAUUCCGGAUUUCUCCAACCUUCCGCCGAGAAGGAUAAUGUCGACGAAGAGAUCAAGGUUCCAGUCAUCCGAGAGCCAAAGAAAGAGCCCAACCCAGAGCCCGAAUCUUCUCGCCGGCUCACUGGCGGGAUCGCGACUCUGCUUCGACCCCGACCUCAGACGGGCACAGAGGCCGAUUGGCAGACUGUCAUAACCGAACAACCCUUCGAUUCAAUGCAGCAAGAGUUCCAAGACAGUAUUGCAAAGGGGACAGGAAGCAGUCUUGCGGACGUGUCGGAUAUGACGGAACACGAUUAUCCUCGCGAGUAUGGAUCAACGGAUAGAAUCAUCCAGCAUCCUAAAAAAGGUCCUAUGCCAGGCUCGUACCUUCUUCGAAAUGACAAACAGAGGAAUAUCCCGGUACUAGUCCCAAAGUUUGGCUCUGCGGACAGGGAGGCUUUCCCCCAGAAUUCCAUCCGCAAACUUCCACAGCCUCCGGCACGAACCCCGGGAGGUAGUUCUCGUUUCUCGAAUCCGUUUCGCCGGGAUGGUUCCGCCCAGAGGCCCACUCGUGAGAGCAUUCUCCUCGACAUGGAGUCCAGGCGCGACAGUUAUCAAACACUCGAUUCAGACAUCAACCUCCCUGAGCUUCGCGUAGAGGACGCCACUCCCACUCCCAAUUUUGGAAAGAAUGGGAGAUUCAGAUGGUCCCGAAUUAGGGAAAAUCUGGGAAGAGAUCCUCCGAAGACUCCUCUGACAAUCUUCGACCAACCGCUGUACAGGCUUGGAAUCAAAGAAUCGAGCGACCCCAAGAAGGCAUCCCACAUUCCGCAUGACGAAUUUCUGGCAAAGAUCCCACGUCUUCCCUUUCCAUUGAUUAGUUUGCCAGAGGCAGCAAUGUUGCAGCAUUUCCGAAGGGAACGGGGAGAAGAGGAUCACACGAAUACCGCCGGGUCCUUUGCAAGCAGAGGCAGAUCCAACACCAUGAGCACGGCCGAGUCUUCGAUUCUUGCCCAGACACCGUCCCCGACCAGACUUCACUUUUCGAGAGGAUCACCAGGGGAAGGCCUAACCAGACCAGCUCCAGUCCAUCGCACUCACCGCAUAAACGGAGUGCUUCGACGCCGCGAUUCAAGCGAGAGAAUUGCCGACAUGCUGAUAUCAUCAUCAGCCAUCCUGAAUACACCCCCUCCGACUGAACCUCGAACUCCCACGAACGGCGAUUGGUAUAGGGGCCGUCCUCGAGAUCCCACCUCCUACUACACCGGGCUGCCUCGGACCCGUGGAUUCUCCUCAAGCACGAUAGAGAGAAGGGCUAGAAAAUUCCAGGAGGGCUAUGUCCCCAACGAGGGAAGUCUGUUUACCCGAUCCGAGGUGGACCUCAUCGAAUCGGCAAGGGUGGAUAUUCUGUCUCGUCGGCGACUUGCCGACAAGGAAAACAAGGGAGAAAAGAUGAUCUUUGUGGGAAUCAUGAUCUUGACACUCUUCUUCCCGUUCCUUGGACUGCUUGCUCUGUGGGGCAAAUUUGACUCGGCUGUUUCGUGGUAUACUCAUGGCGAAAUGCACUCACUGACCAAGGACCAGAGGGGUACACUGAAGCAACAGCUGUUUGUUGAAGCAGUUGUUUACCCUGUAUUGAUUGUCACUUUGUCUGUCUACUACUCCGUUGGAGUGUAG
Ilyonectria robusta is the source of this 2412-nucleotide messenger RNA. RefSeq lists its product as uncharacterized. NCBI's taxonomy places the organism in Eukaryota, Fungi, Ascomycota, Sordariomycetes, Hypocreales, Nectriaceae. The record is from RefSeq and is a predicted model, not a curated record. Bases 1 to 2412 code for a protein of 803 amino acids. The transcript is spliced from 4 exons.